AUGACAUUGCCAAACCAUAGAGUUGGUCAUCCUGGAAGCGAUAUCAUAAACUUGUGGGAAACUACCAUGAUAAUUGAUGACUUAUCACUACUAUUUCAUCUUCCUUGUGGUUGUGAUUUACUCUACCGGUUUCCUAAUCAAACGAGUUUAAAAAACUGUUUAACGUUGUAUCCGUUAAUCUCUUCAAAUCGUCAUAAUAAUAAUAAUGGUCAUAACCAAAAUGAGGAUUCAAGUGUAUAUAUGAAAUAUCAAUCUACUCCUGCAUGGAUUGAAUCUGUAUGUUAUUCUGUUGUAUUAUCGGUUAUAUUACCCAGUCCUACCUCAUCCAAUUCAUCUUGUUCUUUUCGUUUGUUAUUUGUAUCUAUACGCAUUUGCGCAACACUGUUAUCGAAGGUAAGUUUAGCCAUAUAG
This is a messenger RNA of Trichobilharzia regenti, 411 nucleotides long. The record is from the annotation of a GenBank genome assembly. NCBI's taxonomy places the organism in Eukaryota, Metazoa, Platyhelminthes, Trematoda, Strigeidida, Schistosomatidae.